CGUGACAGAGAAACAGUGUUGAUUGUUGAAAGUUCGAAGCUUUUUUUGUUGGGGGGCAAUGGCGUCUACAUCGCCGGCGGCUCCGGCAGUGGAGUCUGGGAGUUCCUCUGCGGAUGAGGUGGCUGCGAAAGUCGUACACAAGCGAUAUGAAGGACUGGUGACGGUACGGACGAAGGCUAUAAAGGGUAAAGGGGCUUGGUAUUGGGCACACCUCGAACCUGUUCUCGUCCACUCCACUGACACUGGUUUGCCCAAGGCCGUUAAACUCCGGUGCUCCUUAUGCGACGCCGUUUUCUCCGCCUCAAACCCAUCUCGGACCGCCUCCGAGCAUCUCAAACGCGGCACUUGCCCCAAUUUCAACUCCCUGCCUAAACCCAUUUCUUCUGUUUCCCCUUCCUCUUAUCUAACGCCCACUUCCACUUCUCCGCCUCCUCUUCACCAUAACAACCGCAAACGAACCUCCUCCGCCGCCGCUUGCGGCGGCGGAGGUGGAGUUGGAGGGUCUUCAUACCAAGUCCCACCUCUUGCAAUUGUGGAUCCCUCGCGAUUCUCUGGCGGAGGUGGCGGAGGUGGGGCUCUGUUGGCUCAGCAGCCGCAUUUGAUGUUAUCUGGAGGGAAGGAGGAUUUGGGGGCUCUGGCUAUGUUGGAGGACAGUGUAAAGAAGCUGAAGAGUCCAAAAACUUCACCUGGGCCAACGCUGAGCAAGACCCAGAUGGAUUCCGCACUUGAAUUUCUCACCGAUUGGGUGUUCGAAUCCGGCGGCUCUGUCUCAUUUUCAAGCCUCGAACAUCCCAAAUUCAAGGCUUUUCUUAAUCAAGUUGGAAUACCCACAAUCCCUCGCCGGGAGUUUAGAAUUUCGCGACUGAAUUCCAAAUUCGAGGAAGCUAAAACAGAGUCCGAAGUUAAAAUUCGAGACGCCAUGUUUUUCCAGCUCGCCUCCGAUGGGUGGAACGACAAAAACUACGCCCUUGUCGGAAUCGACAAGCUUGUAAAUCUCACCGUGAAUCUCCCCAAUGGGACAAGCUUGUACCGGCGAGCUGUAUUCGUCACUGGCUCUGUUCCUUCCUCGUACGCGCAAGAAAUCUUCUUGGAAACCAUCGCUGAUAUCAGUGGCAAUGUCGUUCAACAGUGUGUAGGGAUUGUAGCAGACAAAUUCAAGGCCAAGGCGCUGAAGAAUUUGGAGAAUCAACACAACUGGAUGGUUAAUCUCUCAUGUCAGUUCCAGGGAUUUUCCAGUUUGGUUAAGGAUUUCAGCAAACAGCUCCCAUUGUUCAAGACAACGACAGAGAAUUGUAUAAAGCUUGCUAAUUUCGUUAACUACAACUCACAGAUUCGUAAUUCCUUCCAUAAAUUUCAGCUGCAAGAAUACGGGCAUGCGGCUUUGCUCCGAGUGCCACCCCGAGACCACGACAACCUCAAAUUUGGGGCUGUCUUCACAUUAAUGGAAGACAUUCUGAGCUACUCUCGAGCUCUGCAGCUGGUUGUGCUGGAUGAGGCAUGGAAAAAUGGUUCCAUGGAGGACCCAAUUGGUAAAGAAGUGGGAGAGUUGAUUGGGAAUGUGGGGUUUUGGAAUGAAUUGGAGGCAGUUCAUAGUUUGGUUAAAUUGGUAAGAGAAAUGGCUGCUGAGAUAGAGACAGAGAGGCCACUGGUUGGGCAAUGCCUUGGAUUGUGGGAUGAGCUGAGGGGGAAAGUGAAAGAUUGGUGUUCAAAGUAUGAGAUUGGUGAAGGGAGUGUUGAGAAAGUGAUUGAAAAGAGGUUCAAAAAGAACUACCACCCGGCAUGGGCGGCGUCGUUUAUACUCGAUCCGUUGUAUUUGAUAAGGGAGAGGAGCGGGAAGUACCUGCCACCAUUCAAAUGCCUGAGCCCGGAUCAAGAGAAGGACGUCGAUAAGCUCAUAACUCGGCUCGUGUCGAGGGAGGAAGCUCACAUUGCAUUGAUGGAGCUAAUGAAAUGGAGGACAGAAGGGCUUGAUCCAGUAUAUGCAAGAGCUGUACAAAUGAAGGAAAGAGACCCUGUAAGUGGGAAGAUGAGAGUGGCUAAUCCACAAAGCAGUAGGCUUGUUUGGGAAACUUACCUUACAGAAUUCAAGUCAUUGGGCAAGGUUGCAGUGCGCCUCAUAUUCCUUCAUGCCACUUCCUGUGGCUUCAAAUGCAACUGGUCUUUGUUGAGAUGGGUGUCUUCUCAUUCUCAUACUCACCAAAGCCCUGCUGCUAUGGACAUGGCACACAAGUUGAUAUUCAUUUCGGCUCAUUCCAAGCUCGACCGUAGGGACUUUUCCACCGACGAAGACAAGGAUGCCGAGCUAUUCUCCCUACCCAACGGCAACGACGACGAUCAUAUGCUUAAUCAAGUUUUCGCCGAUUCCUCCUCGGUGUAACCAUUUUCCAUACUUUUUUUUUUAGACUCCUAGGAUUUAUUGAAUUCUUUUCACUAUUUUUGGGUGAUGUAGGGGUGGAACCAACAGUGUUGUUCAUAUGAGAUUCACUUUCGUAUUCCUCGAAACGCAUUCGACCUUAGAAUAGCCAUAUCUUGUUCAUAUCUAAGUUGAAAAUUCUGGCAUUUGCCGAGGCGGUAUUGAUGCCGAGGCGAACGGGGGAGAGGCUGUAGCACGGGCAGGGAAGGCAGAGAAAAAGCAAAGGAGGAAGCUUUUUAGCUGGAGAAGCACUUGGGGAGUGAUUGUGUUGAUACUUUUAGAAGCUGAGUCCAAAAUUGUCCCUUUUUUUUUGUGUAUUUGUGAAAGACAGUGGAGACCCACCAUUGAAAUCAAGCAGUGGAAGUCAUUUUCGAAGCUUAGACAAAAACCAGAGGGAAAAAGGAUGAGGGGGAAGCGUUUUGCCAUCAAAUCAAACCCUUUUAACAUUCUCAA
Messenger RNA from Cucurbita moschata (crookneck pumpkin), 2866 nucleotides. RefSeq lists its product as uncharacterized. The record is from RefSeq and is a predicted model, not a curated record. Lineage: Eukaryota; Viridiplantae; Streptophyta; Magnoliopsida; Cucurbitales; Cucurbitaceae. The coding region runs from base 59 to 2377 and encodes 772 amino acids. The transcript has a single exon.